GAUGGCGAUGGCGUAUUGCUGGCCUAUCAGAUAGCAUUUGAUUUGUAUGAAAAUGCAUCGCAACAGUUUAUCAAUAAAAUUGCGCAAUCGCUGAUGGGAAGUAAUUAUGUUCGAGCUGCUAUUGAUGCGCCAACAACAAGCGGAGUAGACACAUCCACUGCGGUCGCAGCAGCAGCAGCAGGAGCAGCAACAGCACCGGAAACAACGGGACCGGUACCAAUGGAAACGGAUGAAGUGAAAACCACACCUGCUGAAACUGCUAAAGUUCCUACGCCGCUAAAAUCAGAAUCCACCGAAACGGCUGUUGCGGCUGUGCCCGGAGAUUCAGAAGAGCAAAAAAGUGAAGAGAAGAAGACUGGAGCCGAUACUGAGGGAGCACAAGAAUCUGGUGAGUCUAAAAAGAGUGAAGUCAUGAAAUCAUCUGAUACAGCAACUGCUGCGGCAGUCAGAACCACACAAACAGCUUCGACGACCGAUAAUGCUCAGGGAUCGGCUAGUGCAGAAUCAAAAAUCAAGGAUAAAGUUGUCUGUGAACGAUUACGAUCAAUUUUAUGCGGUGAACAAACAAUAAAACAUCAUAUGCAGUUUUUGAUCAAAAACAACCAUACAGAUAUGCUAAUUCUGAAGCAAACCAAAGAAAGUGGCCAUGAGGCGAAUGCAUUAAAAUUGCUGGAUCCGUAUUUGCCGAAAGGAGAAGCUGAUCAGUUUGGUUUCAAAGAAGGUGGUUCAUUAUAUGCCUAUGGUAAGCCUUUCAACUGA
Molecule: messenger RNA, 759 nt
Organism: Gongylonema pulchrum
Lineage: Eukaryota; Metazoa; Nematoda; Chromadorea; Rhabditida; Gongylonematidae
Source: the annotation of a GenBank genome assembly